CUUUUACCUAAUUUUUUGCUAUAUUCAUUUACUUAAAAGAGAAAGCACUUGAUGCGCUUUAGUUUAUAGAACAGUUGCUUUCUUAUUUAGUUAUUUGGCUAAAAUACUCAAACGAGUGAUAAUAUAUAGCAUUUAAAGUGUGUAUCAGAAUGGUGCGCAAUGAAAAGGUUAAGUAGUAUAUAAUACGUAUAUAUCCUGUGGCUGGGUCUUUUGUGUAUUUCUAGACGCGUUCUCUAUUUAAUUUAAACUUCAAUCUCUUUCAGAAUGAGGUUUAUCGACAUUGGAGCAAACUUGACAGACCCUAUGUUUAGGGGAAUAUAUCGUGGAAAGCAAGCUCAUGCUGACGACUUUUUACAAGUUAUACAUAGAGCCAAGCAGGCUGGUGUUCAAAAGUUGUUUAUUACAGGAACUAACUUAUCAGAAUCUAAAGAAGCAAUUGAAUAUAUUGAAAGCAAUCCUAAAGAAGAAGGAUUUUUAUAUACAACAGUAGGCUGUCAUCCUACACGCAGCAAUGAAUUUGAAGAGCAUCCAGGAGGACCUGACGACUAUUAUGAUAAAUUAGCUGAACUAACUCAACACAAGUCUGUGAUUGCCAUUGGUGAAUGUGGUUUAGACUAUGACAGACUCUUCUUUUGUCCAAAACAUGUCCAGAAAAAGUACUUUGAAAGACAGUUUGACUUGGCAGAAAAGUCAAGACUGCCAAUGUUUUUACAUAAUCGUAACACAGGCAAUGAUUUCUUUGAUCUUGUCAAGGCAAAUAGACAUCGAUUUACAACUGGCAUCGUUCAUUCUUUCACUGGAUCGAUGGAGGAAAUGAAAAAGCUAGUGGAGUUAGAUUUAUAUAUUGGCGUCAACGGUUGCUCACUCAAGACAGAGGAAAAUUUGCAAGUAGUCAAGGAGAUUCCCGAAGAUAAAUUGGUUAUCGAGACGGACGCUCCUUGGUGUGACAUUCGUCCCACUCAUGCAUCUUUUAAACACUUACAGAAUGUUUCUAAAGAAGAAAUGGCCCUUUACUCUCCACCAAGCAAAAAGAAGGAAAGGUUUGAGAUGGGAUGCAUGGUAAAAAGCAGAAAUGAGCCUUGUACAGUAGGGCUUGUACUGCAUGUUGUUGCUGCCAUUAGAAAUGCAAAUCCAAAUGAACUUUCAGAAAAGAUUUGGGAGAAUACAUAUAAAGCAUUCAAUCUAAAAUAAAAAAAAGUCAUGUAUUCACAUUGAAUAACUGUUGCUUUUCUUUUAUUUCUUGUAUUUAUCCAAACCAAUAAAGAAUUAAAGGUAUAAGCCUUCAGGUGUUCCUUCACUCUUUCUAUAUAACACCUUCUCUCUUGCUUUACGGAAGUCUUCUGCUACUACUUUCAUACGACGCUCACGUAAAGCCAUCAGACCUGCUUCAGUACAAAUAGCCUUAAUAUCAGCACCAGAUAAAUCAUCUUUAGACAUGACAAAUUCUUCCAAGUCAACAUCUUCAGCCAAUGUCAUUCUUGAAGUGUGGAUAUUGAAAAUUCUACGCUUUGUCUUUACAUCAGGAAGUGGGAAUUCAAUCUUACGAUCAAUA
Messenger RNA from Rhizopus microsporus ATCC 52813, 1552 nucleotides. RefSeq names its product Mg-dependent DNase. Gene Ontology annotation, molecular function: 3'-5'-DNA exonuclease activity. The coding region runs from base 265 to 1191 and encodes 308 amino acids. The transcript has 4 exons. NCBI's taxonomy places the organism in Eukaryota, Fungi, Mucoromycota, Mucoromycetes, Mucorales, Rhizopodaceae. The record is from RefSeq and is a predicted model, not a curated record. Gene Ontology annotation, cellular component: cytosol.